This is a messenger RNA of Linepithema humile (Argentine ant), 2298 nucleotides long. RefSeq names its product RAS oncogene family member Rab23 (gene Rab23). Gene Ontology annotation, biological process: vesicle-mediated transport. Gene Ontology annotation, molecular function: GTPase activity; GTP binding. Lineage: Eukaryota; Metazoa; Arthropoda; Insecta; Hymenoptera; Formicidae. The record is from RefSeq and is a predicted model, not a curated record.
UUGCUCCAGUGUUUUACACAGCGAUCCACUAGAUAUGUACACAAAAUCACCAGACGAGAUGUACGCGUCGGCGACAGGUGUCUCCUGCUAUACAGGUGUUCCUCAGUCGGCCGGUGGUGGUCGUAGCGGCGCGCAUUCGUGCGUGCGUGCGUGCAUGCCUGCGUGCGUGCGUGCAUGCGUGCGUGCAUGCGUGCUUCGUUCCGUUCCGUGCCAUUUGGAAUCGCGGCGCGAGGAAACGCUGCUUGUCGUUCUUUCCUUAUCUCCCGCGAGCGCGAAGUGUGUGUUUGUGUGCGUGAGUUUCGCUGCGGAAGAUACUUUUUCGCCGAGAGAAUAACGAUACAUCACCCAGCGGCGUGAAAGAAACGCGGCGCGACGCCGCGCGUCGGAGCUCUGAAUAAUGACUCGGCUGAGACGCAAAGUCAUCGACUCGCGAAUACCGGGAAGGGAGAGGAGGUGAGAGAGAGAAAGAUAUCCCUUUCGUUCUCUCGUCCCUUUUUUUUUUUCUUUCUCCGUCUAUCCGAUGCUGCUUUCGAGUAAAAGCUGAAUUUUCACACGCGCGCGGUGCGAGAACGCCGAUCUACACGCACGUCCGAUCGAUCGGAGGACCAUGGAUUCGUGCUGUAGUGGGAUAUUAUGCUAAUCGCGUUUACGGUCAGAAUGCGGGAGGAAGAGCUCGAGAUAUCACUCAAGGUGGUGAUAGUGGGCAACGGUGCCGUGGGGAAGUCAUCGAUGAUUCAAAGAUUUUGCAAAGGCACAUACACGAGAGACUAUAAGAAGACAAUCGGCGUGGACUUUUUGGAGCGUGAGAUUGAAGUUGAUGGCGAGGAUGUAAGACUAAUGCUGUGGGAUACCGCGGGACAGGAGGAAUUCGACGCGAUCACCGCGGCUUACUAUCGCGGCGCUCAUGCCUGCGUCCUUGCUUACUCGGCCACUGACAGGGAUUCCUUCGACGCUAUUCCUUCAUGGAAGCUCAAGGUAGAGAACGAAUGCGGAGAAAUUCCUACGGUUCUGGUGCAGAACAAGAUCGAUCUCGUCGAUCAAUGCGUGAUCAAUCCGGACGAAGCCGAGAGGCUCGGCCGCGCCUUAGGCUGCAAACUCCUGCGGACGUCCGUGAAGGAGGACAUCGGCGUGAUGAGCGUCUUCCGGCACUUGGCGUCGCGGUGCCUGCACGAGAUCCGUCGCUCCGACGACGACUAUCAGGACGACUUGAGAUUGUAUUCUGUGGAACCUAGAUCCCCAUCCGUUAUAAGUGCCUUUAGCCCGGGCGGGUCAAUAUGUCCUCGCAACGCCGCUAAUGGAACGAUAAUCCUCCGGCCGGGCAGCAAAACAAAAAGUCAAAAGAAACGGAAUUUCGUGAAGAACGCUUGUAGACUCUUAUAGUUAUUUCUUAUAGAAUACAUACACGCGUCAUCGAUGCCUCGCGCGUCCGAUUCAGGAUUUUUGUUUCAAAUUUAACUUUGGAUUUAUUAAUCGAUUUCUCGGCGAAUCGACAAAUUAUUCGGAUUCCAUUCGAUUCUAACCGAAAGUGUUGCGGUAUCAAUGACGCCUGUAUGAUAAUAUUACACUGCACGAAGACGCCGAAGAGGUACGGUGUCUUGUAAAUAUAUAUAGUUUAUUUUAUACGCAUAAACGGAGGUAAUUUACAGUGUCCGACAGUUCAAGUCAGAUUCUAACUAACGACUACGAUGGUGUGUGUAAUCUCAGCUUAAUUUACCUCUGAUUUUUCUUCUUCCGUUGCUUUCUCCCUACUUUACAAUUGUCUGACCUCCCGGCCACGCUAGAGUGAGAAAACAAAUGAAUGAUGGAAGGAUAUUAUGCGACACAGGAAGAAUAAGAGAAGAAAGAGAGAGGGAAUAAAAAGAAAUACAGAAAUAAACUACGCGGAGAUUAGACUAUACAAGGACACGUAAUACGCAUUUGGGAACUUAUUAAUUUAUACGCAAUAGAAAUAAUUAUGCUCAUAAUUAUGUUCAUAAUUAUGCUCAUAAUGUUAACCAAAUGGUGUAGAUUAUAAGAUAUAAGAGAAAUUAAUCGCAAAUAUUAAUUACACUGUGCCUAUCCACAGUUACGAACGGGAACAAUAACGUAAUACGGAUUACAACGUGUAAUUUGUAAAUAUCUCGCGUUAUCAUAUUGAAUAAAUUAUCCGUUUUUAAAUUGCAUGGCAUUACAGAUCGUAUUAUAAGGUCUGAAUCGUGCCAAUAUAGCAUUAAAUACGACAAUAAUAAAGAUAGUAAUAUGUUAUUUACAGAUUAAAAUGUGUCGAUGUAAGUUUAUUAAAAUCUGACAAUAAUUACA